UUGUCAAGAACGUCGCAUGCUGCUGGAAUUGGUUGGUCCAGAGUUACAAUCGCUGUACGAUGAUCGCCAAAUUGAAAUUGAAAUUGUUGACAGCAUUUCGGCACAGGUAGUCUGGAUAUAACAGAAGUCGAAAGGAUCCUUAUAUAUUACAGGAUUAUUUGCAUGAAAUUGAAACAUGUGCCCAAUAUUCAAAGAGUGUUUCUUUAUGGCAUUAAUAGGCGACAGUAUUGGCCGCAUGCCAUUACCCAUACUAUUGGAUAAGAGAUUUAUGAUGCCAUUUCAACUGACACUACUUUAACACACACCGAACGACAAUUUGUUCAACAAAUGGUAUGCAUUGGACACGGAGAGUGGGCAGCAAGAGGUGAUGAGUGCUGUCGAAGGCAAUGGCAAUAUAAAAUGUGAUGAUGACACAUUGAAAAGGGUUCAAUAUAAACUCAAGCAGGACUAUCGCAAUAUGGUGCUUGAGAAAUGGCACGAAGAAUAUGUUGAAUUGCGUGACAUUAUUGAUAAAUGCCUGCAACGUAUUUUGCGCGGAGACACUAUACUGGCAACAACAAAAACAUUAACGCCUGAUAUGCAACAACAUUUGCAAAAGUUGCGACAGACACAAAUGGAACAAGAAGUACUGAAGGCAUUGGAACUUUCGAAUGAAAAAAUUCUGGCCGUUUACCGCGAAUGGUCAUCAACACAAUUAAGCGUGAAAGGUGCUGAGAGUUCGGAACGUUUGCGUACGUUAAAGGAUCAAUUGACAAUGAAUUUAUCAACAGACAAUUAUACAACAUUAGUUGUGCCGGGUAAUUGUUGUGACAGCGGCAUAGAUCCCGAUGAUGAGCAACACGAAACGUAUUUGAGUAAAUUUAAGAACAAAGUUUUCGAUAAAUUACGAAAUCUUAUAGAGGAACAUAUUGCCAAUGAUCCCGAUGUUAUAAAGGGUAGAAAAAAGACUGUACAGAAUGAAUAA
Lucilia sericata (common green bottle fly) is the source of this 964-nucleotide messenger RNA. RefSeq lists its product as uncharacterized. The transcript has 6 exons. The record is from RefSeq and is a predicted model, not a curated record. NCBI's taxonomy places the organism in Eukaryota, Metazoa, Arthropoda, Insecta, Diptera, Calliphoridae. Bases 368 to 964 code for a protein of 198 amino acids.